AUGCACGCCGGCUGGUCACCCCAAUUGGGAGCCCUGCUCAGCUCAGCUCCUCCGGCGGCCAGGCGUGCGCACGGCCACUGGACAUUGCGAACGGGAGAGGGCGGGGAGGGUGCUCUGGCUAACGGUACGGUCUUCACCACGUUUGAGUGCAAGUACGUCUCAAGUUACGAAGCGCGCAUUAGUCAAGAUCAGCUGAAAAUGAACACUACGUUGGACUUGAUUCAGGCAAUCACGGUGGACGUUUGGGCGAAGGUCAGCGUGGGGCAAAGAGAAGCCAAGAACGGCUACCGCAAUAUAUUCUCGUACAACGUGAACAUCUGCAGCUUGAUUGGGAAGGGCAAAGGCAUGGGUAUCUUCCAGAUUUGGGUGCAGAACAUCUUGAAGUACUCGAACAUGCCGCGAGCCUGCCCCAUUGCAGAGGGCCACUAUUACUGGAGGAAUCUGCGACCCGACAGGGACAGCAUACCCGCCUUCCUGAUGACGGGAAACUUUCGCAUUGAUGUCCUGUUCUAUAUGCGAGACUGGAGCAACGAUAUGCUAACGAACACCACAGUGUUUGUCGAUAUUAAAAUGAAAUGA
Molecule: messenger RNA, 579 nt
Organism: Drosophila arizonae
Lineage: Eukaryota; Metazoa; Arthropoda; Insecta; Diptera; Drosophilidae
Source: RefSeq, a predicted model, not a curated record